This is a messenger RNA of Erigeron canadensis, 3214 nucleotides long. Its product is annotated as protein MALE DISCOVERER 2-like. Gene Ontology annotation, biological process: protein phosphorylation. The transcript has 14 exons. The coding region runs from base 793 to 2928 and encodes 711 amino acids. Gene Ontology annotation, molecular function: protein binding; protein kinase activity; ATP binding. Lineage: Eukaryota; Viridiplantae; Streptophyta; Magnoliopsida; Asterales; Asteraceae. The record is from RefSeq and is a predicted model, not a curated record.
UUGAGUAUCUGGAACCUGAGGAGGGUCUUUUUAAAAUUGACCCGCUGUUUUUCCUUGUUGGGUCCCCUGCGAUGCCCCCCGUUCCUUUCUCCUUUCUCUGGUCAACCGCCGGCUCUUUUGUCACCUUUUCUCCGACCUGUGGUGGUGGUGGUGCUGGUGGUUCCUUCAGGAAUCCCAUGAUUUACUAUUUUUCGAAAUUAGGGUUUCACUGUUUUGGGGAUUCUGCUUUCCGAAUAUUCUGGGCAUCUUUUCUGGACAACUGUGAUUCAAUUGCGGGCUUUUAUCCUCCAAUUGAUACAAUUUUGAACCUUUGAGGAUUGCAUAUUUCGUCGGGUGAUGCCAAAGCCACCAAACGAGGCGUGCAUUAUAGAAAAAAAGAUUAGAUAUCCGUUAAACGAGAGAACCCAGUUUGUACGUUAAGUUAAAGAGGGGUGUAUGUAUAUAUUAUUUUUUUUAAGUGAAACUAGGAUAUUUUUUUAGGGGAGUGUGAAGUUUGUUUAUUCGUCUGUUGUAUACUUGUAUAGGUUACCAUUAUUUUUUGUGAUUUCUUUUUUUGAGAAGAAAAAAGAAAGAGCGAAAAAAUUGUUGUGUGUAGGCUACCAAUUUUUUAUAUGUUGUAAAUUUUUCUGCUGUGAAAAAAAAGCAGAAAACAUUGCUGUAGAUGUGGGUUGAAUGAUAACGCGGCCUUGCGUAAUCGGUUCAUUCAAGGGGACUUGGGUGUUUAUAUAAAGCUGGCAAGUUUGUUUAUCAUUUUCUUGGAGUCCUGGCUGCUGGUGGAAACCAUUGCUGCCUAUGCGCGUAAUGGGUGAUAGAUGGACAACAUAUAAACACGGUUUAUCUUGUUUCUUGCUUUUGAUUCUUGCUUUAGUCCAAGGGUGUUCUUCAUUGAAUUCUGAGGGUCUUGCCUUGUUGGAUUUUCGGACAGGAGUAUCUCAUGAUCCAUAUGGCGCCUUCACAAGUUGGAAUCACAAUGACCUUGAUCCAUGCUCAUGGUCUAAUGUUCAUUGUGUAGAUGGUAAUGUUCAUGUGCUAAAUCUUAAAGGGCUAUCCUUGGAAGGAGUAUUGGCACCGCAGAUUGGGAACCUCACAAAUUUGAGAUGUCUUGUCCUCUCGCAGAAUAAAUUCUCUGGAGUUAUUCCAAAAGAUUUUGGUGAACUCUCAAUGUUGGAAGUUCUAGACUUGAGGGAUAAUAACUUGAGUGGACAUAUUCCAUCAGAGCUAGGAAGGAUGUAUUCGCUAAAACGUUUGUUGCUCUGUAAAAACAAUCUCGAAGGAUCCAUUCCUACGGAACUCAGGACUCUCAACUUUCUCUAUGAAAUACAGUAUGAUGACAACCUUUUAUCCCUUGUUGCCAAUGGGAUUGGAUGUCUAAAUAGGAAAUUUGGACGAUGCAUAUGCCAGGAAGGUUAUAAACUUCAAAAGAAAGCUGAUUCUCUUCUGAUACAAAUUAAAGGAACAGUUAAUACUUACCUCAAUCAAAUCCAUCUUUUCAGGAUUUACAAGAGCUCCCCGAACGAUUGUACUAUCAGUGAAAAAUUAGGUGCAUUGGAAUCAGAAAUGGUCCAAAAUGUUGUACGUCGAAAGCUAGCAGAAGAGUCUUUAAACCUGGCAGCUGCACCUUCUCCAAAUGCCGGGAUAGGUCCACCAAUGAUUAUAGCUCUUCCAACUAGUAGAAGUAGUGGAUCAUUUCCUGCUGUACCCAAGGACAAGAAAGAACAGCAUCCUUAUAGUAAUCCACCACCACCACCACUUGACAUCGCUGGAACAACUCCUCAAACCGUAACUUCCAACCAACCACCAGCAAAUCAGCCUCUAGAUAAUGAAAGUGAAAAAAGGAAUUCAGAUAAGUGGAAGAUUUGGCUUAUAAUAUCUUGUUUACUUCUGCUGAUAAUCAUAGCCAUAGCUGUGUGGUGUGUGUGUCGAAGUAGAGCUGUAAAGACCAUUGGCCCUUGGAGGACUGGUAUCAGCGGACAGUUACAGAAAGCUUUUGUUACAGGUGUGCCAAAGCUAAAUCGCUCCGAGCUAGAAACAGCAUGUGAGGAUUUUAGCAACAUCAUUGAGACAACAGAAAGCUAUACACUAUACAAAGGCACAUUAUCUAGUGGAGUGGAGAUCUGUGUGGCAUCAACUUCUAUUGACAGUCUCAAAGAUUGGUCAAAACGUGCAGAACUAGGGUUCCGUAAGAAGAUUGAUGCGUUGUCACGAGUGAAUCACAAGAACUUUGUAAAUCUUCUUGGUUAUUGUGAGGAGGACGAACCUUUUGUUAGGAUGAUGGUGUUUGAGUAUGCUCCUAAUGGCUCACUCUCAGAGCAUCUACAUGUUAAAGAACUUGAGCAUCUUGAUUGGAGUUCAAGGAUGAGAAUUAUCAUGGGAAUCGCUUAUUGUCUCGAGUACAUGCACGAAUUGAAUCCUCCUGUACUGCACACAAGUCUGACCUCAACAAUGAUCUUUCUGACAGAUGAUUAUGCACCCAAAGUUGCAGAGAUGGGUUUCUGGCGAGAUUUGAUAUCAAAAGCAAAGGUAUCAGUGGAGUCCGAAUCAGAGCAUUCUACACUGCCGCCGCUCAUUGAUACCGAGACAAACAUCUACUGUUUUGGUAUCUUAACGCUUGAAGUUAUUUCUGGCAAGCUUCCUUGUUCCGAUGAACAAGGAUCUCUUGUAACUUGGGCUGCUCAAUAUCUGAAUGAUAAAAGAAACACCAGUGCCAUGGUUGAUCCAACAUUUAAAUCAUUCAAGCAUCACGAACUCGACGUCAUAUGUGAAGUUAUCGAAGAAUGCAUUCAGCAGGAUCCUCGAAAGAGACCAACGAUGAAAGAAGUGGUUGCAAAACUAAGGGAAGUGUUAAGGAUUUCGCCAGAGCAAGCGAUUCCUAGACUCUCGCCUCUAUGGUGGGCUGAACUCGAGAUCUUAUCUGGCGAAGCAGCAUAAAGAAGCAAUAAUUAUUGAAGAUACAUGACUCCCUGUUCCUGCUUGUAGAUUUCAAGGAGUUUCAUUAGAUGGAUGCAUGACAGGAUAUGUAUAGAUAUCAUUGUGUGUCAAGUGUGUGCCCGAUUUGAUUUAUUAGUUUAUUUUCUGAGGAAUUGUUUGUCGUGUAACAUAACAUGCUUGGCCUGUGUACUUGAUGUGUUUCGAGGUAAGGAUGAUAUUGUUUGAACCACAGUUUCAAGAUUUUUGAGAUGUAUUCUAUAGAAGAUAAAUUAGAUUUUGUUUAAAA